CUUCCAUUUGCAUAACACCACACUUCUCUUUCCUGUCUGCCACCAUUCCUCUGUCCAUCUUGUCCUGAUCCGUGUGGUUUGUUUUGCGUCUUCAUUCAUUCACGCCUAUUCUCUCAUGUGCGGUCUUUACUGGUUCUUUGCGUUAUCAAGCGCAGACAGAGAAGCAAGGAAAUUUGUUUUUUCCAGUUUAUUUGAUUUUGUACAAAAGAAAACCCCUGGAUCUGGAUGUUUUGACGAAUUUCUGACUAAGCUGGGCGAAUGAGGACAGGGGAAAUCUCUUUUUUUAAUUUAUUAUUUUACGCAUCAACAAUCGAGAAUUUGGAGAGAUCACUGAGAUGCGGAGGGAGUCGCGGUGGUGAUACAAGGAUUCAGUGAGAUUAUAGGGCAGUGUUAAGUUUGCUGAGGUAGAAUACCUGUCACAGGCGAGGAGGAAAAAUAAAAAGAAUACAGAAGAAGUGAGAAGAUACGCGUCAUUUCCAAGACACCAGCGCAACAAGCCGAGCCUGCUGUGUGGAUGGCACACGGAGUGUCUUGCUCUGUUGAAGUGGUGCAGGGUGGUCGGGCUGGGACCAGGAUCCAGCUGAGAUUCUGGGCUUUCUAGCAGCAUGAGGAAUAGGUCUAACUCCUGGGGACAUAACUCCACACGGGGCUGACUCUGUCAUCUGCACUCAGAGGUUUGCAUGAACUACAAACACCUUCCCGCCAACAUGAUUGUCAGCCCAUGUUUGUUCAUCUCCCUGUUGCUGGUUCUCCUCCCGGGAGUCGCUCACCUCUCCGAUGGCAGCCCCAGCUAUGAAGAGCCCAGCAGCUCUCCUGGAAACUGCUCCAGUGAGGAUAACUGCUCAGAGGGUGUGGUGCUGCCUAUGUGGAAUCCCCAGAACCCUGCCGUUGGCGACAAGGUGGCCCGGGCCAUUGUUUACUUUGCGGCUCUUAUAUACAUGUUCCUGGGCAUGUCCAUCAUUGCUGAUCGCUUCAUGUCUUCAAUUGAGGUCAUUACCUCCCAGGAAAAGGAGAUCACCAUCAAAAAGCCAAACGGUGAAACCACAACGACUACUGUGCGCAUCUGGAAUGAGACAGUGUCCAAUCUGACGCUAAUGGCGCUCGGCUCAUCAGCACCAGAGAUCUUGCUCUCUGUCAUUGAAGUGGUUGGACACAACUUUGAAGCCGGAGCUCUGGGGCCCAGCACCAUCGUGGGCAGCGCCGCGUUCAACAUGUUCAUAAUCAUUGCUAUCUGCGUGUACGUGGUGCCAGAAAGUGAGACCCGCAAGAUAAAACACCUGAGGGUAUUUUUUGUCACGGCUGCCUGGAGCGUGUUCGCCUACAUCUGGCUGUACCUCAUCUUAUCUGUGUUCUCCCCCGGAGAGGUGGAGGUAUGGGAGGCUGUCCUCACCUUCCUCUUUUUCCCUCUCUGUGUGCUGCAAGCAUGGAUCGCAGACAGACGCCUGCUCUUCUACAAGUAUGUCCACAGACGUUACCGUGCCGACAAGUCCCGCGGCAUCAUCAUCGAAUCGGAGGGUGAUGCCAUGUUCACUAAGAUGGACUUGGAGAUGGACGGGCAGGGGGCAAACUCCCACACUCACACCAAGGAGGCUCUGGAUGGGAUGCUGGAGGGGGUGGAGGAAGGUGGAGGAAUGAGUCCAGAGCAAGAUCAGGAAGAAGAAGCUCGUCGGGAGAUGGCGCGAACUUUGAAGGAGUUGAAACAGAGACACCCAGAGAAAGACAUGGAGCAGCUGAUCGAGAUGGCCAACUACCAAGUGUUGGUCCAGCAGCAGAAGAGUCGAGCCUUCUAUCGCAUCCAAGCCACACGCAUGAUGAUCGGAGCAGGAAAUAUCCUGAAGAAGCACGCCGCUGACCAGGCCAGAAAGGUGGUGAGCUGUCACGAGGCCAGCGGACAAGAGGAGGAUCCCAACACCAUCUACCUACAGUUUGAGCCCUCUCACUACCAAUGCUUUGAGAACUGUGGUUCCCUGAAGCUCUCAGUGAGCCGGCACGGAGGAGAAGCCGGCUGCACUGUGAAGGUGGACUACCGGACAGAGGACGCAACAGCCACUGCGGGCUCAGACUACGAAUUCGCCGAGGGCACUUUGGUCUUCAAGCCUGGCGAAACAACAAAAGAGUUCACCGUCGGCGUUAUUGAUGAUGACAUUUUUGAAGAGGAUGAACACUUUUACGUGCGCCUCAGUAACCCACGCAUUGUCCACCGGGCAGAGGUCUCUAUCCUGGAGCCGAGCUCCAUCACCUCCAGCAACAGCACCGUUGGCUUGUCUUCUCAUGGUCCACCAAAGGCGACCCUGGGCAACGCUCCCAUCGCCACCGUCACCAUCUAUGAUGAUGACCAUGCUGGCAUCUUUACAUUUGAGAGCAAGUCGACAAGGGUCAGUGAGAGCAUCGGUAACAUGCAGGUGAAGGUUCACCGGACGUCCGGGGCGAGGGGGAAGGUGGCCGUUCCCUACCACACUGUUGAGGGCACCGCCAAAGCGGGGGAGGACUACGAAGAAGUAUCUGGCAAGCUGGAGUUUCAAAACGAUGAGACCAUGAAGUUGCUAAAUGUGAAGAUCAUUGAUGAUGAAGAAUACGAGAAAAACAAGACAUUCACCAUUGUGUUGGAGGAGCCCAUUCUGUUGGAGGUGGGCCAGAGACACGGGGACACUAAUGAUAACAAGACAGCAGUGGGACCAGAGGAUGUGUCAAAGAUGGGUUGUCCCAGUCUUGGGGAACACACUAAGCUGGAGGUAGUCAUUGAGGAGUCUUAUGAAUUCAAGAGCACAGUGGACAAGCUGAUCAAGAAAACCAACCUGGCCCUGGUGGUGGGGAGCAGCAGCUGGAGGGAGCAGUUCGUCAGUGCCGUCACCGUCAGUGCAGGCGAUGACGACGAGGAGGAAAGCGGCGAAGAACGACUACCAUCCUGCUUUGAUUACAUCAUGCACUUCCUGACCGUUUUCUGGAAAGUCCUUUUUGCUUUUGUCCCGCCGACUGAAUACUGGAACGGCUGGGCCUGCUUCUUUGUCUCCAUUUCCCUCAUUGGUGUUCUGACAGCCGUGACCGGGGACUUGGCCUCACAUUUCGGCUGCACGGUGGGUCUGAAAGACUCGGUUACAGCGGUGGUGUUCGUGGCCCUCGGCACCUCUGUCCCAGACACGUUUGCGAGUAAGGUGGCUGCCAUUCAGGAUCAGUAUGCUGACGCCUCCAUCGGGAACGUGACGGGCAGCAACGCGGUGAACGUGUUCCUGGGCAUCGGAGUGGCGUGGACCAUUGCAGCAACUUACUGGCAAACCAAAGGCAAGGCGUUUGAGGUGAACCCGGGCUCCCUGGCCUUCUCUGUCACCCUCUUUACUGUUAUGGCACUAGUGUGUGUGCUGGUGCUGCUCUACCGCCGACGUCCCAGCGUGUCAGGUGGAGAACUUGGGGGCCCACGGACAGCCAAGCUCCUCACCGUCUUCCUGUUCCUGUCCCUCUGGUUCAUCUACAUCCUGUUGGCCUCCUUGGAGGCCUACUGCCACGUGCCUGGCUUCUGAGACCGAGGGAAAAAGCACAGACGCGACUAGUCUCCUACUUUUCACAGUCUAACGAACAUGUUUUCUCUGUUUUUGUCUAUUUUCGCAACAGUUUAUAACUAUUUGUAUAAUCACUGAUAAUCUGUUUGAUUAUGUAACUUUAUGGACUUUUGAACUUUGUUACCACUGACGAUGCUGUGAAAUUUAGCUUUAGCCUCUGAAAUUAAGCUUUUCUCAACUUUUAUUCUCAUGAUUAAAUUCUGUUACAUAGGUCAUUUAUUAAUCAUUAAUUUGAUCUUUAAAUGUAUCAGCAGUAGAGCCUCGUUGUGCGUUUGGGGGCUCAGAAAGCGCAAAAUUGGUGUGCAGUCAUCAUCACGUGAUGAAGUGUAAAGAUGGGAAAGGUUUUCUUGUUUUUGUUUCAGAUCAACAAAUACAUUUCAAAUUCAAUGAUCGUCAAUAAACACAAAAUAUCAUUUUUAAAAGAAGGUUUAAUUUACUAAGGAGAAAGGAAUUAUUCAAACCAAUCAGGAUCAGUGUUAAAAGGCAGUUUGUGCCUUGUUAAAUCAAGAAGUACUUUGAUUAAUCACACCAUAUAAAAGCUGAGUUCUGUUUAACCAGCCACUCCUACUCAGGCCUGAUCACUACCAGAGUUUUAGAAACAAUAAAUGACUUCAACAGAGCAUGUCUGGUAACAUAAAGCUGGCUAAAAGAUCUCAAAAAUCAGCACAUCCUGCGCUGAUCCACUGAAAUUCAAGAACUACAGAACCCAUAACAGCAUUAAAGUACUGCUGUCCUGAUUUUGUCAUGGUUGGACAUUAAAGCUGCAUUAGCAAAUCUACAGAACAGGCUAGGUUUUGAAUUCAAACAACCCUGCGAUGCUAAAGCCCCCACAGACCAAAGUCAACUUAAAAAAUCCUAUUUAGCAAUUACCAAAAGGCGUCAUUAUGACUCCCUAGACUUGGGGGAAAACGUUCUAAGUGUUCCAUUACAUCUUGUAUAGAAUUAACACCGCAUUGUAGAAAGACAACAUACCAACAGGGAAACAUGGUGGUGGCAGUGUGAUGUUUUGGGGACCUUGAUGACUUCUUUAAAUUCCCCAAAAAUGCUGACAAAAUUAUGCCUAAAACUAUUUUAAACUGAAUCUAGUCAUGUUUGUCUAAUAUUGUAAUUGGUUUACUGAUCCAAAACAUUCUAAUGUGAUCAAAAACAAAGAGAAGUAAAAACAGAAGGACUGUAAGUGAAGUGUAAUCAUUCAUGAUUCUUCAUAUUUUGAUGGAAGUUAAUAAAUAAAGAGAUUAAGGUGGUGCAUGGGAUUACCUUAUACAGUAUCUGACGUUGAUAUAGGAUGAGAGAUUGCGGUAAAAGGUGAAGUGUACUUGUAUGAUAAUAUUUAGUAAUAAAUCUACUCAGUAAAUAUUCUUUGUAUAUGAUGUAUAAGAUGAACAUUGUACGUUGGCGUUUUGUGGACAAUUUUGCAUGUGAUCAGGUUUCUUGGUAAUCUUUUCUAAAGUGGUGUGUGUGUGAUAUUUUAACAUGGAUAUUGAACUGUUGAUGUUUUUCUGAACAUGUGGAUCACAGCUGGAUAAUAGUCUCCUCACUGCCUGGUGCCCAGUCCUUCAAAACCCUCUCCAUCACUUCCAAAUAACCGGCUUUUUAAAUGUGAAUUUUUUUUCUUAUUCUUUUUACAACAUUGGUCAAGAAAGCCCACUUCUACUUGUACACAGUCUUUAGGUGAAUUUAUGAAUUUUAGAUAUGUUUGUUUGUAACUGGUGCACCUUCGCACCUCCUCUCUCUCCGGCACCAAGAACACCUCUUUUUCUCCACUGGAAAGUGCACAGACUUUACAUUUGUCACUGUGAACAUUUUCCAACACAGUCACUUUUAGAGAAAACAAAGCACAGCAGCGAGAAAAGGGAUGUAUUUCACACAAGACCUUGGAUCUUCAUCACAGCAAAAUCACCAACCGGUUCAUCAUCUCACAUGAAAUGAUGUGUUUGAAGAUGUGUACAGCAUCUCUUGAGAGUGUCUUACUGUUACACAGCGACUGAAGAGUUUAUUUCUUAUUUUACCUGUCUGUGGAGCCAUAUUUAUUGUAACUGUAUUCCAGUAGAGGUAUUUAUGAUCUAUUUAAUUUUAUUGAUGUGCACGCUUAAUGUACAAAAAGUGGAAAUAAAUGUUGCUAAUUUA
Messenger RNA from Nothobranchius furzeri (turquoise killifish), 5681 nucleotides. RefSeq names its product solute carrier family 8 member 4a (gene slc8a4a). Gene Ontology annotation, biological process: sodium ion transmembrane transport; calcium ion import across plasma membrane; cell communication. Lineage: Eukaryota; Metazoa; Chordata; Actinopteri; Cyprinodontiformes; Nothobranchiidae. Gene Ontology annotation, molecular function: calcium:sodium antiporter activity. The record is from RefSeq and is a predicted model, not a curated record. Gene Ontology annotation, cellular component: axon; postsynapse; sarcolemma.